This is a messenger RNA of Caenorhabditis angaria, 1808 nucleotides long. Lineage: Eukaryota; Metazoa; Nematoda; Chromadorea; Rhabditida; Rhabditidae. The record is from the annotation of a GenBank genome assembly.
AUGAGCAAACCAAGACUACAAGAACAAAUUCUAUCAAAGGAGCCAUGGUAUCACGGUCUUUUACCACGUGAAGAUAUGAAAGUUUUACUUAUCGAAUCUGGCGAUUUUCUUGUUCGUUUCACUGAUCCAAAAGUUGGUGAACCGCGCAAAUUUGUUCUUUCAAUUCUAACAGCUCCCGGUGGUGGCGACGACAAAAUUCGUCAUUAUGUUUUUCGUGAAUAUUGUGAUAAAUUUGCAAUUGAUGAUAAAUGGUUUAAUACAAUUGCUGAAUUAUUGAAUUAUCAUCAUCGAACAAAAGAGCCGGUUUCAAGCAAACAAUCGGAUACUGUAUUAGUUCGACCGGUUGGAAGAGAACCUUGGGAAAAAGCGCAUAGCGAUGUGAAAUUGAUAAAAGUAUUGGGUGAAGGUGCUUUUGGAGAGGUUCAUCGUGGAGAAGUUCGAGUUGGAAAUCAAAUGAAAGCAGCUGCAAUUAAAUUGGCAAAACUUGAAGCAUUGACAAAAGAACAAAUUAAAGAAAUAAUGCAUGAAGCACGUUUGAUGCGUAAAUUUAAUCAUCCAAAUGUUGUUACUUUUUAUGGCGUUGCGGCUGGACAAGAACCAUUGAUGGUUAUUAUGGAAUUGGCUGAUAAUGGGGCACUUGAUUCAUAUUUGAAAAAGAAUUCGGCGAUUUUAUCGAUUCAAAAAAGAGGAGAAAUGAUACUUCAAGCUGCGAAAGGACUUGAAUAUUUGCAUGCACAAAAUGUUAUUCAUCGUGAUAUUGCUUCGAGAAAUUGUUUGUACGGAAAUGAUCAGGUCAAGAUUUCGGAUUUUGGUUUGUCGAGAGAAGGAUCAAGUUAUAAGAUGAAUCCACACAAAAAGUUAGUUUAGAAAAAAUGAUUGAAAAAUAUUAGAAGAAAAAUCAAAAAUUUCUACAAUUAAAAAAUUUAAAAUUUUCAGUUUUUUCAAAAACUUUUUUUCCAGAAUUCCGAUCAGAUGGUUGGCUCCAGAAGUUCCGCGCACUGGCAUGUACACUUUCAAAACUGAUGUUUUUGCCUAUGGAAUAAUGUGUUGGGAAGUUUAUCACGAUGGAGAAGAACCCUAUCCAGGAAUGCGUGUCGCUGAAGUUCUUCCAAAAGUUCAAGAAGGAUAUCGUAUGCCAUUCAAAGAUGAAGUUCCAGCCUCAAUUUCAGCGUACAUUACAAAUCGAGUUUGUCAUGGCGAUGAAUAUACAAGAUCAACAAUGAGUGACGUCGUCAAAGAUUUGCCCAAUGUUUUGGCUGGACAACACAAUUUUGGUGCGAAUUCACCAGCAAAUGGUGACCCAAGAGGUGAUGAUGAUUAUUUCGGGACUUCUUCUGCUCCACCUCCACAAGAAUCUGGAGGCACAACAAAACCUUUGACACCAAAUAAAAUGAGCAGUGAAUCAGUGGAUCAAGAUAAGGGAAAGGAGAAGCCGAGUCCAAGACAAAAUGGAAUGGCUGUUGUUUGUGAUUCGAAUCAAGGAGCACCAGCAUUUGGCGCAAAAGGUCCACCUGUUUUGUAUAUUCUCCCAUACAUGUCACACCCCGUUCAACCACCAAAUGGUGUUGUUAACACUGGUGGACCUGUUAUUGACGUCAAGGCUGAUUCGCGUAUGUUUUUUUUUUUGGCACAUUUUAUUUUUUGGAAAACUUGAUUUUUUAGCUCCAAAAGACAAGAAGAAAAAGAAUAGCAUUGUUCGAAAACCACAAAAGAAAAGCAAGGAAAAUAUGGUGAAAUCGGCAAUGAAUGGAGUCAAAAAAAUAAAGAAACCACAACUCAAAUCGACAUCUCGUAAAGGCAAAAAAUAA